Molecule: messenger RNA, 4046 nt
Organism: Patiria miniata (bat star)
Lineage: Eukaryota; Metazoa; Echinodermata; Asteroidea; Valvatida; Asterinidae
Product: MAM and LDL-receptor class A domain-containing protein 2-like
Exons: 16
Coding region: 127-2730 (867 amino acids)
Cellular component (GO): membrane
Molecular function (GO): calcium ion binding
Source: RefSeq, a predicted model, not a curated record
AACCCAGAGCUAGAAGUUUGGUAGAUACUUUGUCUGGAAUUGAACUAAGCGCCGUGACAGCCAGAGAGAUUUCACAUCUGUUGCGACGUUGUUCUGAUUGCCUGUGAAAGGAUUUAACCUGGAAACAUGCUCGUCAGGGGUGCUUGCUUGAUUUGUUUAGGACUGGUGAUUUUAUGGACAACAGGUGUCGAUGCAGACAGCUACACAGAAAUCCAAUGUUCCUUCGAGCCGCCGAGGUUGUGCGGAUGGACGAGCAAUAAAGGCCCGGGAGUAACGGCUAGCUGGGCACGGGUGAAUUUCAUAACCACGGUGAUUGGUGGCAUCAUCGACCCGUCCAUCCCCGGCCUGGGGUAUGGCCCCUUCGCUGAUCACUCGGGAGAUUCCUACUACGCCGCAGCAACUGGGAAAAACGGCCAGGAAGCGCAUCUCCUCACGCCAAUGAUAGAGGGCAGCAAAGACGCUCCCGUCACCGUUGUAUCCUUCUGGUAUCACGUGGGUUCGACCACAGCCAACCUGGCAGUCAGCAUAGUCCACGAGGACCAGACUAAACCGAGGAGGACCGUGUGGAGUCUCCCUAGUGGAGGCAUGGCACUAGGCAGGGGUGACCCGUGGCUAUUUGCUAGAACGACCAUCAAUUACCCCGCUAAGUUUCAGAUUGCUUUUGAGGCCGAAAUGAAACGCAACGAAAGCGAGUACGUAGGAUUGGAUGACGUCCUCCUCCAAACGGGCUCGUUUAUCUCGAAGUGCGACUUCGAAGGCGGGGUCUUCGGCGACUUGUGUCAAUUCUACCAAGCGGGCGUGGCCGAAACCUCUGUCGACGAUUUUGAUUGGAUGAUGCAGAGCGGUGAAACGCCCUCUCUCGACACCGGCCCGCUCUUUGAUCACACUUUGGGAGAAGGCGCGAAUGGACAUUACCUGUUUAUUGAAGCUACUCGACCCGAGGAGAUGAAGACGGCAGUCCUGUACAGCAUGGAGUACUACAAACCCCCCGGUGAAUCUUGUACCUUGGAGUUCUAUUAUCACGCCUUCGGGAGCGACCUGGGGGCUUUGAACGUCCAGGUCGCCGGCCAGGAUUACACGGUGGCGCUUACCAGUGAAGACAUGUGGAAGAAGCACGAGAUUGACUUGACGAGCGUAGCCGGGACAUUCAGGGUUGCAUUCCAGGGAGUAAGAGGCGAAGGGAACCUCGGGGACAUCUCCAUUGAUGACAUCAGCUUCGUUGGAGAUAAUUGUACAGGGUAUGAUGUAUGCGCGAGCUCUCCUUGUCACGGUUACAACGAGGCAAAGUGUAUUCCCGCCGCUGAUAGUUUCACUUGCCAAUGCCAGGGAAGAGAUGUCCCGCCACUUUGCACGGAAGGAGAAUAUGCCGAAAAGAACACCACGGAGGAAAUACAGUGCACUUUCCUGCCCCUCUCUCUAUGCAACUGGGAAAGCGAGUUGGUGGAGAGGGAACUCAACAUGACAUUUGCGAGACAAAGGGCGCCACCAUUACUAAUCUUGAUCGGCCCUGAGUUCGAUCAUACGGACGAUUCCUAUUACGCCAUAGCCACGGGGCAAGGUGGCGAGAUAGGGAGGCUUUUGACGCCGAUGAUUUCCGGGAGCAGAGAUGCCCCUCACACGGUGCUGACGUUCUGGUACCACAUCAACGUGGCCUCAUCCAACCUGACGGUGAAAGUUGUCCACAAGAAUCCCUCCAAAGCAAUGGAGACAGUGUGGGCCAUUCCUGCGCAGGGCAUCGCAAUGCCAAAGAAUGACCCCUGGCUUAUGGCUAGAAUUAAUCUAAACUAUCCUGCCGAAUUCCAGGUUGCUUUCCAGGCAGAAAUACAUCACCCAAGCAGAGCGUAUGUUGCUUUAGAUGACGUUCUGCUUCAAACGGGAAAGCUGCCACAAUACUGCGAUUUUGAGGGCAGUUUCUAUGGCGACCUGUGCUUCUUCGACCAGGUAUCUGACGUUACCCUCGACCAAUUUGAUUGGACAAGGCUGAGCGGUCAAACACCAACUUCUGGAACUGGCCCAAGUUUUGACCACACCUUGGGAGAAAAUAAACUAGGCCGCUACAUGUACAUAGAAUCAUCCGACCAAUCAGCGGGCGACAAAGCAAUCCUAGACAGUCUGGAGUUUUACAAGAUGGAAGGAGCAGCGUGCAAGCUGGAGUUUUACUACCACUCACUGGGUGCUAACCUGGGCCAGUUGAACGUGGCUGUCGGCGGCAUGGAGUACCCUGUGGAGUUAACAAGCGAAGAUCUGUGGAAGAAACACGAAAUCGAUCUGAAGACUGUAGCAGGGAUAUAUAAAAUCACCGUUGAGGGCGUGGACGGGAAUGGCCCACGCGGCGACAUUGCGAUUGAUGACGUCGGCCUGGUUGGAGAUGGCUGCAUGGAGGCCGAUAUGUGUGCUAGCUCCCCCUGUCUCAACGGAGGUACAUGUACCCCAGUGGAUACAAGUUACACCUGCAGUUGUCUGCAGGGGUAUCCUGGAUCGAACUGCGAACCACCUUUUGUCAGGAAACCGAUGGAACCCCUAACGAUCCUAGCUAUCUGCGCGGGCUGCGUGAGCGCCGUCGUCAUCAUCCUGGUCGUGUCAUAUUUGAUAUGGGACAAUUGCCGUGGCAACAAAGCCAGCAAGGAGUACGAGGUUGACGACUUGCCGAACGACGUCACACAGCUGGCCAUGUCGAACGACGGGCUCGAGGCUGAGGAGUGUAGAAAUGAGAAACAUAGGGAACUGUAGGGUCUCAUCAUGAAGGGUUAUGUAAAGGGUUUAUGACCGAUAACAAUGUAUAUCAAAUUCAAGGAUGGAUGUUGCAAGACAAAAUGCUGAUGAGCAAGAAUUUCACUGUUCUUUGGACAAAGAAACUCUCCCACAGUGCGCUGCAUUCAACAUAAAACUACAAAGUUGGGUUAAACACUGUUGUGUAAUACACUGUUGGGCAAUGUUUUUUUUACCCAACAUUGGUUUGAAGUUACCUCAUUGUUGGUAAAUUCAGGUGAAAAUGGACCAACAUUUUUUUGGGGGGGGGGGGAAUUUGCCCAAGAGUGUAGGCAGUUGGUAUGUUGACCAACAUUGGGCAAAAUAUUUAUCCAUUUGCCCAACGUUUUAAUUCCUUUUAAUUUCAAGUCAUUCAGUUAGUAGUAAACAGAGCAUAUGCAUUCGCUUAAAGUCACGCCCUUUUAUAGUCUUAGUUGCUGCUGCACCUCCUUCAACCUAUCAUCACCCCCUAUAUAUUUUGAGAGGAUCCAAGCGCUAGUAGAAUAGUAAUUGGGGAUCGUCUCAACUAUAGUUGGGACUUCAACUAUAAAACUUAUGGCCGAAGCUAUAGUUGGAGCGAAGCAGGUCUAAAUAUGGGGGUGUUUUGCGUUCGUUUUGCAAAUUAGAUGUCCCACAAAAUUUGAAAGGUUAUUCUUUUGUAUGAAAUUUCUACCUCGUAGUUAUGAUAUUUUCUUGUAUAGUUUUUCUGUCCAGAAGACUAUUUGUCUAUCUUUUUCUUCUUCAAUGAUUCUGUUCGAUUCGCAGAAUCACAGCAAAAUCAAUGUUCAUGAACGUAAUUUAUUCAAAUAUUUAUAUUGUUCUUAUUCUCAUUCCUGACAUUGAUCGAAAUGAUGAGUUAACAUGAUUUUUGUAUCAGACAAACACCUCAAAAUCAAGACGUUCUGGUUUGCAGAUUAAAAGCCAUCAAGGUUAUUUAUUUAGGAAAGUUUCACAUUAGUGUGUAUACCUUAAGCUGCCACAAGACUGCGAUUUCAAGUAGUAGCAUAAAAAUAAGUGCAAAAGUCAUAACUAAACAAUACACAAAGGUUUUAGUAGGUCAUGAUGAUUCUGUUAUGGAAUUGUUCGCAUUUUUCAUGUUUCACAUUUUUCAUUAAAUUGAUUUUUUUAACCGGUACUCACUCCGUAAAGACAUGCUCUAAGACAAGCAGAGCAUAUUUAUAAUUGUUACUUCCACGAAUGAACUUCUACAUAACCUAUAGGCCUAUAUAGAAUAAAUUGAUGAUUGACAUGCAGAGAGAGAAUAAAAUCCUUUGUAAUACGUAUACUAUUGUAUAAUA